Trichophyton benhamiae CBS 112371 is the source of this 432-nucleotide messenger RNA. RefSeq lists its product as uncharacterized. Gene Ontology annotation, molecular function: actin filament binding. The transcript has a single exon. Gene Ontology annotation, cellular component: cytoplasm; Arp2/3 protein complex; actin cytoskeleton. The record is from RefSeq and is a predicted model, not a curated record. The coding region runs from base 1 to 432 and encodes 143 amino acids. Gene Ontology annotation, biological process: regulation of actin filament polymerization; Arp2/3 complex-mediated actin nucleation. Lineage: Eukaryota; Fungi; Ascomycota; Eurotiomycetes; Onygenales; Arthrodermataceae.
AUGCCACAGAUAACAAACUACAGAACCAUUGAUAUCGACAGCCUUGACCCGGAGUCGCCUGCCAAUUUCCCGAUUUCUUCUCUACUUCCUUCAAACCUACCGCCGCCAACAACGUCCAGCGCGGCAGCAAGCCUUGCAUCACAGAUCAGACAGUUGCUUCGAUCUGGGGACACAGAAGGAGCUUUACGCCAUGUUCUCGAUUCAGCUCCGCUAGGUGGCGAUGACAGGGCAAAGGAGGUUCAUCUUGCUUCGGUUGUGGAGGUUUUACAGGGUAUACGGCAGACGGAGAUGACAAAAGUGCUGGAAGCAGUAUGUAACGGUGAAGGAGGCGCUGAACGGGGGGAUUGUCUGAUGAAGUACCUGUACGUCGACAUAUACCUCCUCCAUAUGUCCCUCAUGCCUUUCCUUUUCAACUGCCUUCAGGCAGAGUAA